CAAAAACGCUGCUUCUCUCGAAGAGAAAGCUGCCCGGUCACUUUGUCGUGGUGUAAAUCGAAGAAAUGAUACAAGAGUCGAAUGACGAGACCUAAAUUGCUCCUAUGUUGAAAGCACGUCGAUGCCCGAGAACGUAGUGAAUGAGUUUCUGAAGCGUGCGAGUUUUUAGAUAAUUUUUUUUUACUGGUGAUCGCCUCCUCUGAAGCCAUUGGAUUUUGUAACAUGAUAGAUAGGAAAGGAAUCGUUUUGGCGGUAAUGCUCCUCGUCUAUGAAGGAGCUUUAUGCGCAAAACAUCCUGAACCAUAUUAUGGGAAGCUGAUAGGCAAAUUGAAAAAUUUUGCCCAUGGCAUCAAAGGUACAGCGUAUGCCAUCGAUGAAAGUACGAUUUUCAUCAAAAGCUUCUCGUACGAUGGUAUGGGCCCUGAUGCCUACUUUUGGGUAGGAAACUCUCCCAGGCCAAGUCCUGAGGGUAUUAUUGUAGCGUAUCCUGAAGACUACAUCGGGAGCAGGGAUCCCCCGGUGUUGAAGGCUUACAAUAAUACUGAUGUGAUCCUCAGACUGCCUGGCGGCAAGAGAAUCAGGGACAUAAAAUGGCUUUCGGUCUGGUGUAGGCGAUUCACCGUAGACUUUGGGGAGGUCUUCAUACCCCCUAAUUUGGAGGUUCCCAAACCUCGUGUGUUGCCAGAAUUCAAACGACUGGCACAUGGACUGAGAUCUGACAAUAUUAGUAUCUUAGAUGCCAAGACUUUUUACAUACCCAAUUUACACUACGACGGAGCAGGACCAGACGCCUAUUUCUGGGUUGGAAAUGGGUCAGAACCCACACCCUACGGUAUUAAGGUUCCAAAUGAAAUGGGCUCUCUCGAUGUGCUCAGAGGGUAUCAGGGUGAAGAUAUCGAAAUUCAGCUACCAGGAUCUUUAACAGUGUACGACGUGGAUUGGCUAGCAGUUUGGUGUGUGAGAUACAGGCACAACUUUGGUCAUGUGAUGAUACCCAAGGAUCUGGACGUGCCACCAGCUUUGGGACAGACCAAAAUUUCGCCGCCUUGGUGGUAUAAUCCUACGAGCACUAGCCCCAAACCUACGGGGGCAAGGAAUUGUAGAGAGUUCUUGGACAAAAGGUUGCAAGUGAACUGGGAAAUCAUCGGAGAUUUCAUUGAAAUAACACUAUCAGCUAAGAUCAGGGAAGAUCAGUAUGUAGCUUUCGGACUAUCAGGAGCAGAAGGAAGGGCUCAAAUGAUCGGUGGUGACGUAACAGUGGCGUUCUACGAUACCGACAGCAGGACAUUCAAAGCCAUCGACUACUACAUGACCCACACGGCUCAGUGCGACGGUAAAUCUGGAGUUUGUCCUGAUGAGAGAAUAGGGGGUCGAAACGAUGUCACCCUGAUUUCUGGAAGGAGGGAUAAUGGUGUUACGACCAUCAAAUAUAGGAGGUUGUUGCAGACUAAUGAAGCUGUGAAUGACAAGCCAAUACCUUCAAGUGGUGAGGUGAGCGUUAUAGCAGCUUUUGGUCCCCUGAAUUCAAGAAAAGAGGCCAACGCCCAUUCCAUGACUGAUAAAACGAAGGAUGACUACAGAAUAGAUUUCAGCACAAUGGACGACAAUGACUGUUCUGUGACUUUGGUGGACCUAGUUGAUACUUCAGGGCCAAAACCUUGGCCUCCUGCGAUGAUUAUUGGUGAAAAUACUCUUUACGCAAAGAUUGGACCUACCGGAGGUAGAAGGGGCUACACAGCCAUCACCCAUUUUCCCUCUUGGGGCAUCGCUUGGUACAUCAACGAUCUUCUAAUACCCGAAAUCACGGUCGAAAGGGGUCAGACGUACACUUUUAUCGUCGAAGGGGGUAACGACAAAACCAACCCUUCGAAAUAUCAUCCCUUCUACAUAAGCGACUCGCCUGAGGGUGGUUUUGGACAAAAGAGCCCCGAGGAUCAAGUGAAACAGAAGAUUUUUGCUGGCGUGGGCUAUGACGCCAACGGCAUUCCCUUCCCGACAGCAGCAGGUAGAUAUUGCGAAUAUGUCCACAAAUCCAUCGAUAUGUCCACGGAAAGUGAAUCAUUCGAAGAUUAUUUCAAAACUCUAAAUCUAGAAUGCGAAGAGGGAGAACCUGCCUUUUUCAAUUGGACCGUACCAACUGACGCACCAAACGAACUCUAUUACCAGUGCUAUACCCACAACAACCUAGGGUGGAAAAUAAAAGUUGUAGACCCGGGUUACAAUUCACAACAUAAUGCCAAAGACAAAGCUACCAGCCUUCACCGCAACAAUAUCUACAUUACAGGUGUAGUCAUGGGUUUUUUGACAAUAAUAACUAAUAUUAAAACUAGAUGUUAUAUUUUUUAAUAUCCUGUACAAUUAUAUCUAUAUCCAUUGUUUUUAUAUGAAAAUGUUAAGAGUAUCAUAUUUGAUGUGUUGACUGACAUGACUUUGACAAUAUGAUCUACAGUUUAUCGAUGAAAAUCAAACAAAAUUGUAUUGAAGAUUGCGAUUCUUCAAAAAAAUAUGUCAAUAUAUUUGAGAUGAAUGGGUUGAGAAAGGUGAAAAAAAGGAAUAUUAGGACUUCGAAAUUCAAAUAUUGAUUUGUCUGCGUGUAAAUUCUUGAAUACAAGUUUCUGUUCUGAUCUCUGUCCACCAGGAUUCCGAAGAUAAAUUUUUCACUGCACGAAUCUGUACAUAUCAUUCGUAUAUACAUACAUUUCAUAUUGUAAUAAUCCAGAAUUGGUAGAGGUAUUGCGAUCAUUUUGUCUACUAGAUUUAGAUCUAGUCAGUCUUAUCGCUAGGCACAUAAACUUUAGCUUUUGCAAAUGUUUUCCAAUAUUUUUUAUUUGGAUGUGCGUCUAUUUAGAAUCGUUAAUUAAAAUGUAUUGAAGUCAAUUUUUACAACUCCGACAAUAAUAUUUCAAUGAAAUAUGAAACUUAUUUGAAUGUAUAUGUAAUAACUUUAAGCUAACGUAACUAUUGUGAAAUAAUGUGCACAAAUAACGACAAUAAUUUUGAAAUUUACAAUUUAUUGUAAACUACUUUCAAUUGUGACAAUAAUGAAACAUUUUUAAUAUUUAAUAUUUAUAGUGUUAAGUCCUCAGAUAGGGAUUUAUAUGGAUUUUUUGGCCUCUAUGUUCGAGGAAAGUGAUUGUUCCGCCUGAAUACGAAAAAUUCGGAUAUACAUUUUUCUAUUUUUAAUGUCUUUAUGUUGAUGGAACUAAUUAACGUAUUCAUAUAUUCCGCAACUUUUUCAAAUCCAACUUUGGGUCGGAUGAAAAUUUGAAAUGAAAUGAAACCUAGUUUCAUUGUUGAACUAUUUGUAUAUGUAGUUUCUAAAACAUUUAUUACCUUGAUAAAAAUAAUAAUUUUAUUUCUCUUGUUAUAUACAAAAUAAUUUGUUGAAUAUUUUAUGUGAUAAUUCCUAUGUUAAAUGAGCAAAGUUGUAUAUAAUAGCGAAUUUAAACGAGUUAGUUGCUUUUUAAAGAAUUUUCCAACCAAAUAACGAUACAUUUCUCAUUUAUCACAACACUCGAUAAAAAAUUAAGGAAAUGAUAAAGUUUCAAAAAAUAUUGUAACGCAUUAUUUUUCGACAUUCUGUAAACGCAGAUGAAAAACGAUAAAAAUUUCUUUAACUAUAAAUUGGAAAAUCUUGAAAUUUGAAAAUCAACAUAACAACAUAUCUGAAUUUACACCUAUUUGAAUAAAAUGAUGUUGAGUGAGUGGCACAUUCCGAGAAGUAUUUUCUCAUCGUUUUUUGUAAUUUGUCAUCAGAGUCUUGAAUAAAUCAAUUGAGGAAUCUUCAAAA
Messenger RNA from Coccinella septempunctata (seven-spotted ladybird), 3790 nucleotides. Its product is annotated as protein Skeletor, isoforms B/C. The transcript has 12 exons. The coding region runs from base 223 to 2346 and encodes 707 amino acids. NCBI's taxonomy places the organism in Eukaryota, Metazoa, Arthropoda, Insecta, Coleoptera, Coccinellidae. The record is from RefSeq and is a predicted model, not a curated record.